This is a messenger RNA of Lolium rigidum, 2313 nucleotides long. RefSeq names its product pentatricopeptide repeat-containing protein At3g12770-like. Gene Ontology annotation, biological process: RNA modification. Gene Ontology annotation, molecular function: RNA binding; protein binding. The transcript is spliced from 2 exons. The record is from RefSeq and is a predicted model, not a curated record. NCBI's taxonomy places the organism in Eukaryota, Viridiplantae, Streptophyta, Magnoliopsida, Poales, Poaceae. Bases 1 to 1305 code for a protein of 434 amino acids.
AUGCCUUCUCCGUCAAUGCACGCGUACAACAUCCUCCUUGCCGCCUCCCCACCCCGGUUAGCUCUUGAGCUUCUCUCUGGCCUCCUCGCCUCCGGGUUCCGCCCUGAUUGCUAUGCUGUCCCUGCGGCGCUCCGGGCGUGCGCCGAGCUCCAGGACCAGCAUCUUGGUGCCGCGCUCCACGGAUUUGCCAUCCAGCUAGGUUUUCUUGCCAAUGUUGUUGUCACCAGUGCACUUCUAGACAUGUAUGCUAAGGCUGGUCUCCUAGUCAGUGCCGUGAGGGUGUUUGACGAGAUGCCAGAGAGAGACUCUGUUGUGUGGAAUUGCAUGGUUACCGCUUAUGCAAGGGCCGGGAUGGCCACGGAAACCCUGGAUCUUUUCAGGAGAGCUCAAGUGGAGGCGGUGAACAUGGUGACAGAUCUGCGGGCUGUGCCGAGCGUGCUGAGUAUCUGUGGGAAGGAAGGGGAGCUGAUGAAGGGGAGAGAAGUACAUGGCAGGAUGGUCCGAUGCCUUGCAUUCGAUUUGGAUGUCCCAAUUGGGAACGCGCUGAUCGACAUGUAUGCAAAGUGUGGGCACGUGGAUGCGUCGCGAGCGGUGUUUGCAGGCAUGCAGGAGAGGAAUGUGGUGAGCUGGUCAACACUGAUAUCUUGCUUUGGUGUUCAUGGCAAGGGAAAAGAGGCAUUGGGAGUCUACAAAAAGAUGUUGUCUGAGAGGGUGAAGCCAAAUUGCAUUACCUUCACGUCAGUUCUUUCGAGUUGCAGCCACUCAGGGCUAGUGACUGAUGGCCGGAUGAUCUUUGACACCAUGAGUAGGUUUCAUGGUGUAGAGCCCACUGCUGAGCACUAUGCGUGUAUGGUUGAUCUCUUGGGACGUGCUGGAGCCAUUGAAGAAGCUAUCAGGUUUAUAAAGAAGAUGCCUAUGGAACCUUGUGCUAGUGUAUGGGGAGCUCUACUCUCCGCUUGCGCCAUGCAUAAUAAUGUUGAUGUUGGAGAAAUCGUAGCCUAUAGGCUGUUUGAGUUAGAACAAGGCAAUGCUAGUAAUUAUAUCACUCUCUGUGGAAUUUAUGAUGCAGUCGGUCAGCUUGAUGGUGUUGCAGGAUUGAGAUCAAGGAUGAAGGAACUUGGUAUGGUGAAGACACCUGGGUGCAGCUGGGUUGAUGUGAAGGGAAGAGCUCAUGCCUUUUACCAAGGGAGCAUCCCACGUUAUUUGAGGAGACGAAUUCUUUGGAUUUUAGAUCGGCUGCUCAAGGAUAUGGGCAAUUCAGAAUCUGAAUAUGGCCAUGCGUACCAAUAUUAUGAGUCAAGUUAGCACUGAAGUUUUCUUGACAAAGAGUUGGUGUGAAGAAGUCCUGUAUUGCCGCAAUCAAAUUCUCUUGAGGAUAAAUCAUGGUUCACAUGAGAAAAUUAUUUUUUAUCACAGAAAGUAAGGAAUUCUGGUCAAUGUGGAGAUUUGUGGCCUUGAAUAUUUCUGUGACCAAUAUGCUGCAAAAACGAAGCACCACUUGGGUGAGAAUGACACUGGUUCUUCAGUUUGAGGCUCUGCUCUGAAGUGACUUCAACAAUUGUACUGCACAUGCUUGGUCCCAUCUGAUUGUUUGACGAAUGAAUCACACCAAGUGUUUCUGAAAUAUGCGGUAAAAGCAGAGGCAUGAGAAAUUUGUUAAUAUCUGCCUAAGGUAUCCCAGUCAUAUCUUUCAGUCGAAAGUGUAAGGGAUGAGCUGGGAUGCCAGAAAAAUUGCAACCGGAAGGAAUGGGCAUUGUUUACCUGGGUCAUCUACUUUGAAGCUAAAAAGGCAUCUAAACUGAAGAACAUAUGGACAUCACAAACAGGAACCAGGAGGUAUUUUUAUGGUACAUAAAGCAGGUAAAUUGGCAGUCCAAAGCGAAGCACCUCAUGUCGACCAAUAAAUGAACAGACAAACACUAAGGGAGACAGCGAACAGGAUUAUUAGGCCCAUAGACAGUAGCAGGAAAUAAUUUUACUUGAAUGCAACUUGAUGAAGGCGCUGACCAGUUGACUAUUUUAAUCAAAGCUUCAAAUGCUAACCAGACGUAUGGUGAUGAACUGAUGAUUUCCGUCCUAGGAUUGGAUUACGAUGUUGCUUGUAACAUCCAUCUCAAGAAAGAAAUCGGUAGAGCCACCAUGAGAAGAUGUCUUAGUGUUCUUUUCUCCAUUCUCACAUACGACUUUCCAUGCCUGGUUAUGUGAUAAGCAGCUAUUUUGUAAGCUAAGCAGCUCAGAUCCUUGGUCUGUGAAGAAUUCCAUAUUCUCGAUGAUCCAAUGCAACUCUUCGUCGCUGUUGAUGGGUAAAGAAAU